Molecule: messenger RNA, 552 nt
Organism: Pongo pygmaeus (Bornean orangutan)
Lineage: Eukaryota; Metazoa; Chordata; Mammalia; Primates; Hominidae
Gene: ASCL4
Product: achaete-scute family bHLH transcription factor 4
Biological process (GO): regulation of transcription by RNA polymerase II; developmental process
Molecular function (GO): RNA polymerase II transcription regulatory region sequence-specific DNA binding; protein dimerization activity; DNA-binding transcription factor activity, RNA polymerase II-specific
Source: RefSeq, a predicted model, not a curated record
GACCUCUUGAGUGAUUUGUGUGCUUUCCGGCAAAUGAUGGAGAUGCGUAAACCGGCGGAACUGCUGGCCUUGCCAUACUCACUGCGCACCGCGUCCCUGGGCGUUCCGGGGACGCUGCCCGGACUCCCGCGGAGGGACCCCCUCAGGGUCGCCCUGCGUCUGGACGCCGCGUGCUGGGAGUGGGCGCGCAGCGGCUGCGCACGGAGACGGCAGUACCUGCCCCUGCCGCUGGGCGGCGCCUUCGAGCCCGCCUUCCUCCGCAAGCGCAACGAGCGCGAGCGGCAGCGGGUGCGCUGCGUGAACGAGGGCUAUGCGCGCCUCCGAGACCACCUGCCCCGGGAGCAGGCAGACAAGCGCCUCAGCAAAGUGGAGACGCUCCGCGCUGCCAUCGGCUACAUCAAGCACCUGCAGGAGCUGCUGGAGCGCCAGGCCCGGGGGCUCGAGGGCGCGGCCGGCGCCGUCCCCCAGCGCAGGGCGGAAUGCAACAGCGACGGGGAGUCCAAGGCCUCUUGGCCUUCGCCCAGCAGCGAGCCCGAGGAGGGGGGCAGCUAG